Molecule: messenger RNA, 1922 nt
Organism: Contarinia nasturtii (swede midge)
Lineage: Eukaryota; Metazoa; Arthropoda; Insecta; Diptera; Cecidomyiidae
Product: zinc finger protein 81
Exons: 6
Coding region: 362-1777 (471 amino acids)
Biological process (GO): regulation of transcription by RNA polymerase II
Molecular function (GO): DNA-binding transcription factor activity; RNA polymerase II cis-regulatory region sequence-specific DNA binding
Source: RefSeq, a predicted model, not a curated record
UUGAGCCAUUUCACAUUUUCCCGUCGUCCGUGCACGACGUGCGUUCAUAAUCGCAAAUGGUACACCGUGACCGAUCAAAGUAAAUCGCCUAAUUCUAUGUGAAGGCACAAGUAAUUGUUAACGACGUAAAUGCUAUCAAUUAGAACGGCUCCUGCAGUGUUAAGAAAAGCAUUUAGCUGAUUAUUACGAAGAACGGAACGUAAUAAAAAUAGAAGAAGAAAAAAUAUUACAUAAAACCGUUGUGUAAGUGUGUAGUAUAAAAAAGUGUGCAAAUUUAAGUGUGUUUGAUCCUUUAAAAAAGCGACAAUAUAAACGAAUGUGAAUAUAAACGGGGAAAAGCGUCGGGCAUUCAACAGCAUAGAUGUGUGUUUGGUGCGAUUCGAAAAUGGGAUUCAAACGUGUGAUGUUGAAUCGUUUGCAAAUUGGAAGUGAAAAUAAGACAUUGAUAAUGGAUGAAAACAAUGAUGCAAAUAAUGAUGGCAAUCGUAAGCACACUGAUUUUAGCAUCGAUAAAAUCCUAAGCGAUAAUCAAAACUCAUCAAAAAGUCCACCAACAAAUACGGUGGCCGGCGAUCGUUUAUAUCAAAAAAUCAACAAUGAUUAUGCAUAUUGGAAUUGGAAUCGUCGAAUUUAUCCGCCACCAAUUUCAAUGGUACAUCCCCGUCGCUCUGCAUUUUUACCAACCGCUUCGACCGUUACAUCGGCCACCGCACAUUAUGAAAUCAUGAACUUAUCGCUACGAAUGUACGAUCAACAAAUCAAUUUAAGUAAUGUCGAUCGCAUUCGAAAUGCAUACGCUUGGGCAUUGCCAUCACAGUCACCAACAAAACUCUAUGAAUCACAAAUGUUUUUGAAUAAUAACAAUAACAACAACCAUACAAACAACAAUAUCAAUGAUAUUAUCACCGAACCAAGUGCAUUACAAUACAAUAGUAAAUUUUCCAUUUAUCAAAAUCUCAAAACGUAUGGCAUCGAUCUGACCAAUUUAAGUGAAUUCAAUGCUCAAGUGAAUUCAAGCGUUACGGCAACCACAAUCAAAUCAGAACCACUAACACCCGAAAAUUGUGCGGUCGCCACAAAUUUGGCAUGCUCCGUAUGCAAUAAAGUUUUUGAAAAUCCACUCAUUUUAGAUGCACACGAACGAACACACAAAUCACCACGAUACACAUGUGAUGAAUGCGGCAAGGGAUUUUCCCAAUUACGUAACUACAAAUAUCAUGUAUCGGUGCACAAGGGAACAAAGGAAUUUGCAGCCAAAUGCCCGGAAUGCGAUAAAUUGUUCAACGACAAAGGCUAUUUAAGUAGCCACUUGAAAAUUCAUCGCAAUAAAAAGGAGUACGUGUGCCCAAGCUGCCCCAAAUCAUUUAACCAAAGAGUUGCAUUCAAUAUGCAUGUUCGAAUCCACUCUGGCGUUAAGCCCCAUAAGUGCAACGAGUGCGGCAAGUCAUUCUCUCGAAAAAUGCUGUUGAAGCAACAUUUGAGAACGCACAGCGGGGAGAAACCCUAUCAAUGUUCAAUAUGCAUGAAAAGUUUUGCCGAUAGAAGCAAUAUGACGUUACACCAACGCUUACACUCAGGAAUUAAACCAUUCGCGUGCACUAUUUGUCCGAAGGCUUUCACGAAAAAGCACCAUUUAAAGACUCAUCUGAAUUACCACAUCGGUUGUAAGCCGUAUAUCUGUCCCCAUCCUAACUGUAACAAAUCAUUUACUCAAUCGAGCAAUAUGCGAACACAUUCACGUAAAUGUGAAUUCAAACCACCCGAACAACAAAUUUAGGAAAAUUAACACUAUAUUAUUUCGAUGUAAACCAGUUUUUAACAAGAUAAAAAUACAUUAAUUUAUUUUUUUGCAAAUAUUCAAGCAUUUUACCAAGUAUUUAUUAUAAUAUUGAUUUGUGGAUAAGAGAUGAUAAAUUAUAAAC